CAAGGGUUAACCCUUCAUUUUUGCCUCUGUCCUUGCUGGUAUUUGGCUGAGGAUAGUCAUAUAUAUUCUUCUUCUUGAACAGGGCUUAAAUUUUAGUCUAGAAAAGAAUUUCUUUGUACUGCUAAAAUGUCCUAAUUUAUUCUUUGUGGGGGGAAGUUCCUGGAAAAUAUUACAGAGCAGAAUGAGACAUCACCACAGGAGGUACCUGGUAGUAUUUUAGGAGAACGGUAACUUCCAGGAGGAGGUGAUGUGUGCUUGUUUCUGAAUGCGCUCUGUUCAUUCUUUUAUACACCAACAAAUGGUUACGUGAGACAGCACUUUGUGUCUUGAAGCUUUCCCAGCAAAAGUGGAGGGCCACUGCUGCCCUUUUAAAUAGGGAGAGUGGGGUGGGUGAGGAAGGGUGCCGUUCUGAUAGUCCCAAGAGUGUGAGGGAGAAAUGGGAUAAGCAGGUGAAAAUCAGGCAUGCUUCUGGACAUGCGCUGACGAGACACAGCUGCCUGCACUUGCCCAUUGUGGUUCCUUUCUAAGCACGCAUGGAGAAGAUCUCAGGUUAGUGGCCACAUCAUUUCAUCAGUAACCACCACCAGGAACAAAGUUCAUGAAGCGUGAUGCUGCUCAGUAGUAGUUUCCUGAUUUGCUGCCUCAGGAGGCAGGCUGGCCGUGCAGACCUCCUUUCUCCUCUCCUCUUGGAAUCUGCUCAGGAUAUGCACAGCAAAGAUUGUCUGGAUUUUGGGCAACAUCGUUGACAUCUGUUGAUGUUGUCCUCGAUUGCCUUCCUCUGUUUGCCACGGAGCAAAGCCUCGGUGUAGCAUUCCCAGGCAGUGUUUGUCCCAGCUCUUCAUCAUGUGGACGCACGACAUGAGCACAGCUGGGUGUCUGUGUCUUUCCUUGGCUGUCUCACAGGUUGACUUCUGCUCCUGGCUUUAGGUUCAGCCCUGCAGGGUAUGCUAGUUGUGGCCUUGCUCAGUUGUGUGCCUGGUGGCAGCCUGCAAAUAACCCUUGCUGUAAUGUGUCUCCUCAAGAGCUUUUAGGGACUGUGUGCCUUUCCAGAGGAUAGAAAGGUCCGAGAUGUCUCUGUAGUUCCAGCUGCCAGCCUGGUACGGGUAAGAUUCACGUUGCCCUAAGGUAAUCCUAGCUGUGGCAUGCCAAUUCUGAUCUCCAGGCACACACAGCGAGGCAGGGAUUGGUUUUAGCUGCGCACCAGCCCUUCGGUGAAGAGGUGACAUCUGGAUGUUACGACCCUUGAGCAGGUGGAAAUGAAGUAAGCGCAGAGGUUGAUCCCACAGGAUGGAAAGCAUCACUGAACGAUAGGUAGAAGAUGGGUAAAAUGCUGUACAAGUGCACUUAGGUGAAUUCAAGUACAUCUUAAACUAAUGCACCGAGAGCUUGUGUUUCUGAGCAAGGGUGCACGGUGCCUUUUUUUUUGGCUGCUGUUGUGUGCUAAGAACUGGUGACCUUAACAUAGAAAACUUCGUCUUGUAACAAGCCGUAUCACUUAAAGCUUGUGGAAUACCUUCAGAUUUUAUUUUUCCCAGGCUUUAUGGACAGAAAACUUGAAGUGAACCAAUAUUGAGUCCGACAAGAAUUAGUUGAAGAAUACGAGCAAGUUAAGAGCAUUGUCAACACUUUAGAGAGCUUUAAAAUGGACAGACCUGCAGAUAUCCCCGUAUCCUGUCAAGAUGAGCCUUACAGAGACCCCGCUGUUUGGCCCCCUCCUGUUCCAGCUGAACACAGGGCCCCGCCUCAGAUAAAACGUCCCAACCGAGAAGCAAAGCCCUUGAGGAAGGACUCCCCAGGACUGCAGCCCCGGGGGCCCGCGGGCAGAGCGCACCCGGCCUCGAGGAGCGACAAGUCCGCAGGCAGCCGCGACAGGGAGCCAAGGGCUAGAGGGAGGGAUGACAAGGGAAAGAAAAUACCCCAGGAAGGUGUUGGUGAUGGGGAAAUUCCAAAAUUUGAUGGAGCGGGUUACGACAAAGACUUGGUUGAAGCUCUUGAAAGGGAUAUUGUGUCAAGGAAUCCGAGCAUUCACUGGGAUGACAUAGCAGAUUUGGAAGAAGCCAAGAAAUUAUUAAGAGAAGCUGUCGUUCUUCCGAUGUGGAUGCCUGAUUUCUUCAAAGGGAUCAGAAGACCUUGGAAGGGUGUGCUGAUGGUUGGCCCUCCCGGCACUGGCAAAACAAUGCUAGCGAAAGCUGUUGCUACAGAAUGUGGAACGACGUUCUUCAACGUGUCUUCCUCCACACUGACAUCUAAGUACAGGGGCGAGUCUGAGAAGCUAGUCCGCCUCUUGUUUGAAAUGGCAAGGUUUUACGCUCCAACAACAAUCUUCAUUGAUGAAAUAGAUUCCAUCUGCAGUCGCAGAGGCACGUCUGACGAGCACGAGGCGAGUCGCAGAGUCAAGUCGGAGUUGCUGGUGCAAAUGGACGGGGUAGGUGGUGCCCUGGAAAACGACGACCCCUCCAAGAUGGUUAUGGUGUUAGCUGCUACUAAUUUUCCCUGGGAUAUCGAUGAAGCUCUCCGAAGGAGACUGGAAAAGAGGAUUUAUAUACCUCUACCCACAGCAAAAGGCAGAGCAGAUCUGCUUAAGAUUAAUCUUCGGGAAGUAGAACUGGAUCCUGAUAUCAGCCUCGAAGAAAUUGCUGAGAAGAUUGAAGGUUAUUCUGGUGCUGACAUCACUAAUGUUUGCAGGGAUGCCUCUCUAAUGGCAAUGAGACGGCGUAUUAACGGCUUAACUCCAGAAGAGAUUCGGGCUCUUUCUAAAGAGGAACUUCAGAUGCCGGUUACCAAGGGGGACUUUGAGCUGGCUCUGAAGAAAAUCUCCAAAUCUGUUUCUGCUGCGGACCUGGAGAAGUAUGAAAAAUGGAUGGCGGAGUUUGGAUCUGCUUAAUCUCACCGACAGCCCUCCGUUGCUAGAGUUUUAUGGCUUUUGUUGUUUUCACUUGCAAAAUGAGUUAGAAAUCUUUUUUUAAAGGUUUAAUAAAAGGUCUGCCUCCCCUCCCGUGCUGCCCCCCUUCUGGUGACAAGAUCUUUUAAACUCCAUUUGCCUUUAAAGGGAGCGAACACAAUAACGAGCUGAUACUGUAAAAAAUAUAUAUAUUUUAUGUCUGAAAUAGUAAAAUCAGACAAACAGGAAGGGAAAAAAAUACUUCUGAGAAUAAUCUUUUCGUUUUCCCAAUGACGAGCAGUGUUGUUUACCUUCUAAUAGUCAUCUUUCAUGGCUAGAAUCAGUAAAUCAGCUGCGGGACGUGACUCCAGAGGAGCUAACAAGGGCUCGCUGUACCCCCUGCUCGAAGUGCUACGUUUCUGUUGAGCCGCCGACUCUGCCUCCCCUGGACGUGGCAUCGAAGCUGCUGUUCCUUGCUGCUGUUCUCCGCACAGAUUUCCAGAGCAAAGCCUGUGGAUUAAUUGGCAUUUACGCAGAGGAAAUGAGGAUCGGUUUGCCAUCAAGACGGGGGCUCGCCUCUCUCGUACACCCGUUUGGCACCGAUGUGACUUCAGACUGGACUGAUGUUACUUUUUUGACUUCUCCUGAUGGAAAUGAGAGGAAAAGGAAAGGGCCUUGGCUGCUUUCAGCCCAUACUUGAUCUCUGACCAUAACUUGUACCCGUUUGACCAGUAGGCACUUUGACUUAAGUUAUAUCGUGCACUUUUAUGCUUAUGUAGAAUCCUGUACUUUGCUUUCUAGAUAUUAUUAUUAUUGUUAUUGUUGUUAUUUAAGUAGGACUUUAAUACAGUAAAGACACUAAUAUCAAGGCUGUCCUAAAAAUACAUGACUGUGGACUUCCAGUUCUUCCAGGUAGGCAUGAACCCUUUCCUAGCUUUACUAGGCGAUGGAAUUUGCACUUGUUUAUAUUGCAGAACUGUUAAACUGUUAAUGUUUUUUUUUUAUGAAGAUUUCUUGCAAAUGUAUAAAUGCAAUUGAUUUAGGGAGAAAAUAACUUGUACAAUCUCAUUUAUGUUCUUAUCUGUUUCUUCCCUUCCCAAGUGCAAGGAUGAGAAGGGUUGGGUUACAAACCCUAGCAUGAGGAGUCCUCUCUGGAGCAUAAUUGUCACGCUUUUCACAGACCUGGGCUGCGAGUCUGACACGUGAAGGUUUCCCAUGGAAGGAAUGAGAAGGAUAGGUCAAAUUUACAGAGGAAUAUGCAAGCUCUGAAAUUCGUGGUGAUUUUGUGAGCUGGAUGCCAAGUACUGUGUUGGAUCUGAGUUGCUGUGCAGUUCAGGGGGUUACUGUGCGCUCUGGCUUUCUGCUGAGACGUCAGGUGGCAUUGCCAGAUGUGGGGAGCUGGAGUAAGACAUGGAUCUCUUAAUUAGGCCAAGCAUUCACAGUUGCUCACCUCCUCUUGGAUGGAAGUAUGUCCUUACUGCUCCUUUUUGCUAGUUCUGGAAGUUGCAAAUAAUGUCCGUAAUCCAGCACAGUGGUCUCUCAGGGCAUGACACGCGAACCACCAAGGCAAAUGGUUGUUGAGCACGCCUCCUGUUCAGUAGCAGGGACUGUCAGGAUACGUGCUUGACAACUCUGCAGCAUCUAUCUGAUUGCGUGAGCAACAUUUGUGGUCGUGUUACCAUCUCCGUUUGUCUGCCAGCGUUCCUUCUCUCUUCCUUUCUGUGUAAAGACUACACCUCAGGCUGAUCCUGUCAUUUUCAAGGGCCCCACUAAUUUCCAUGGGGAAACACCUUGGCGUUUGUCAAUCUUCCAUUUGACGUAAAAGUCAGCUGGGGCUUUGGAGGCACGUUUCCAUGUGGCACUGCAGAAAUCCACCUUCUGUGGUCCCCGGGCUGGCUGAGACACAGCUGCUGUUCACGUCUGCCCAAGGACAGCGCAUGUUGGAGUUACCCUCUUGGCCAGGGAGGUCAGUGCAGGGAGAACAUCGGCUUUUCCCUCUUCACCUCCGGGCAGAAUUAAAGCUCCACUUUCCUCCUGGCUGCCCACUUUGCACCAACAGCCCUUGGGCUUCACAGGCUCUGGAAGGAGCAGCUCUCUCUGCACUGGAAGAUGAGCAAGCACAGAGCCGUGUCGACUCUAUAAUUUUAGGAUAAAUUCCUCCCAGUGCCAGUCUGUUCCUCCCAGGGAGUAACUGGAUCUUUACAGAGAGAAAGCUUUAAAAGCCUUGCCACAGUCUGUCAGUUCUUCCUUCUGAAAGCUGUGUGCUGCGGCUGUUUUGCUUUGCUUUCUUUUUUUUUUUUUUUUUUUCUUUUACUGCAGUAGAAAUGGGUAAAGCUAUGACUCUUCUGUGGCCGGUGCCAGAUUAGCACUUCAGAGGCUCUCGCUAGUCUCAGACCACUGCUGCCCGAGGAGCUUAUUCUGCACAGGCAAGCACUAGAAGGGAAGAGAUGUGAAUGCCAAUAACCCACACCGUUCGGCUGCCCGGGAGCAGUGCUGGAUUCAGCAGUGUUUUGCUUAGCAAGGUGUAGCUACCCCUUUUCUCAGCUUCAUGCUGCAAGCAGCAGGGCCCUUGCUGCUGCUGAAAGCACAACGUUUAGCAAAAAUGUCCUUCCUUGGGUGUUUGGUGAACCUCCUACCCUAAGGUGUUAAACUGUCCUCUUGCAUGGUAACCAAAAUCCAUUACGCUGGACGUUCCCUCUAGUGGCAAUUGUUCAGGUGCUGCAGUCUUUCUCUAAAGGUCCUGAUUUCUACUCCAAAUGUGUUUUUCUUUUCUGUACAGGCCCAUUCAUCUUAUACUUCUGCAGAAAGGAGAGUUUCCAGGCCAUAGCUCUUUAUCCAUACGACGGCUGUGCCCAAGCAUUGCACCCGUGAGUUGAGCUCCUCUAGAUCAGGCGUUGAUCAGACAGAGACCACCCCUGCCUUGCCGAGACCGCAGCGUAGGUGUCAGACCGUGUAUGCUGACCCCCACAUCUCCACCAAGUCUCACUGGUGCACCCACCUUUAGAGGCUGGGUUAUUGUCUCAAAAAGGGAGCAAGGAGGAACAGGGAAGGAAGGCCGGGCCAACGGCGGUAGCAAGGCAAGACCCUACAUGAGUCCAACACCCAUCCCUCUGGGGGAAACCCUUACUUAGGGCCGUUUGAUUCAUCAGAGAGCAACUUACUAGCAUAUCACAGCCUGCUGCAACCAUUUCUUCAGCCCGUUGGUGUGUGGAGCUGCAUACGCACACGCGUGGAUGUGUGUACGUGGCUAUACGCACACGGUGUGGCGCGUGGUGCUUCGGUGGCUUGGACUUUACCUUACAUAAAAACACGUUUUAAAGCUGUGUUUAUGCGUCUCCUUCAAAACGUCUGUGAAAUGCCCGCUUGGGUGGCACUGUUAAUUUCUGUACAACGAGCAGUUUGGUUGUAUGAAGUAAUAAAUGUACGUGGAGAGUCU
This is a messenger RNA of Cygnus olor (mute swan), 6317 nucleotides long. RefSeq names its product katanin catalytic subunit A1 like 1 (gene KATNAL1). The transcript is spliced from 10 exons. The record is from RefSeq and is a predicted model, not a curated record. Gene Ontology annotation, molecular function: microtubule severing ATPase activity; ATP binding; ATP hydrolysis activity. Lineage: Eukaryota; Metazoa; Chordata; Aves; Anseriformes; Anatidae. Gene Ontology annotation, cellular component: microtubule cytoskeleton; microtubule. The coding region runs from base 1643 to 2884 and encodes 413 amino acids. Gene Ontology annotation, biological process: microtubule severing.